AAGGAGGCCGAGGGCUGGCAAUUUUCCGCGGCCGGCAGUUUAUUUUAUCUUUGGGUGAGGAAGCCUAGGAAGAUUUCAACGGUUUUUCUCGAAGUCCAAAAAAAGUCAAUUUCCAUUGUAGAUUUUUCUCUGAUCUCUCUCCCUCCUUAAAGAGUCGGUGGUUUUUGUAUUGAUUCUCUCUCUCUCUCUCUCUGUCUCUCUCUCUCUCUCUCCCCUUAAAGAAUCCUUGUUUUUGGUUUGAAGAAGACGGUUAGAAAGAUGGUAAGCUCUGAUGGGAUUGGAUUGAUGGCUGUUGUAGCGAUUUCAGGAAGCGUGGCGCUUGUCGCUCUAGAAGCGCACAGGCGACUCUUGGCUGAGUUCUUGAAGAAGGUCGAAUUGGAAUUGGGGGCUGGAAGAAAUAAUCAACAUAAAAAGAAGGUGAGGUUUGCAGACGAUGUGAUCGAGCCAUCAUCGAAUAACAAAGAAUACAGGAAGCAACAUAUGAAGAUUUCGACGAUGAUGAACGGUGGCGAUGAUCGGAUUCAAGUAACGGUUGGCAUUACGGGUAGGGACUCCAUUAAAGAGAUUGCAAGCAGCAUCCCACCUAAUCGGCUUGCUUUGUAUAAAGGAAUCAUAGAACAACGCAUGAUUAAUGGCCACAUCCCAUUAUAUUGUUGAUUAAAAAAAAAAAAAAAAGGGUUAGGAUUUUUUGUUCUCUCUAUAUAUAUAUUUAAAGGAUGCGAUUAACCUAUGCAUGUAAAUUAGGCCAUAAGUAUUGUGACUUGUACUGUGGGUGGAUCAGACGAGAUGGAUGAUCCCAUUUGUAUGAUGAAAUGAGCUUUUUCCUUGUAAAAUGGACACAAUAAAUUUUGUUUUGUUUAGUGACUGUUUGGGCCCACCGAUCAAACAAAUA
Molecule: messenger RNA, 892 nt
Organism: Magnolia sinica
Lineage: Eukaryota; Viridiplantae; Streptophyta; Magnoliopsida; Magnoliales; Magnoliaceae
Exons: 2
Coding region: 259-657 (132 amino acids)
Source: RefSeq, a predicted model, not a curated record